Hippocampus zosterae (dwarf seahorse) is the source of this 2169-nucleotide messenger RNA. RefSeq names its product lengsin, lens protein with glutamine synthetase domain (gene lgsn). The record is from RefSeq and is a predicted model, not a curated record. The coding region runs from base 139 to 2169 and encodes 676 amino acids. Gene Ontology annotation, biological process: lens morphogenesis in camera-type eye. The transcript has 4 exons. Gene Ontology annotation, cellular component: cytoplasm; membrane. Gene Ontology annotation, molecular function: glutamine synthetase activity. NCBI's taxonomy places the organism in Eukaryota, Metazoa, Chordata, Actinopteri, Syngnathiformes, Syngnathidae.
UGCGCGGGCAGGGGCAAGCCAAAAAAGGAAGCUUCCAGUGCGUCACCAUUGUAGCAAUUGUGUAUAAGAAUUAAUGUGCCGGCGAGGGUCUCAGUUCGCAAUCUAACUCCAAAAAAGGAAGUUGAUGAAAGACCCCAAAUGAGUGACUCUGAAGAUUCCCAGGUGACCGCUUGGCAGUGCAUCGACUCAAUCCGCGACCUUGAAAGCCCACGUAGGAGCCAAGACCAAAUGGACGGCGCGGGGAUGAGCGUGGGGAGCGGGAAGGGGGUGAGGGUGACGGCAAAAUCUGCGCCGGCCGUGGACUGGGUUGGCGGCCGAAGCUUCAAGAAGCCCCCGGACUCUCCUUUCUCCGGCGGACUUCCGCUUGAGCCAUAUGAGCGGCCCGGCUCGGAGGGACCGGACUUCGGCGGGGACUUGAUUCGGCCGCCUCCAAGUGGGGCCCCACACAGGCAGACUGUGGAGGAACUCAAGAGCUUCCUGAGGGACGGACCGGUUCUCCACCCCGCAAGAAGUCCUUACUCCUACCCGCACGGGGACGGCAGCGGCGAGACCGGCAGCGGCGAGACCGGCAGGCGGCGGAGCGACGUCAGCCCACUGAGAGCGUUCAUUACCUUCAAACCUCAGCCUGAGGCUUCUAGAAAGGGGCCCGGAUCCAGAGAGAACUCUCCCAUUCACGCGCCUCUCGCCAUGGAGUCAUCCAGCUCGCCCAGCCCUGACGCCAACACAAACAGACAGACAGAAGUUCCCGCGCGCGCUGGCAACAGCGGAGGCUCCCGCAGAGAGACCAAAGCCCUUCACACAGAUAACGGGAACGAGAGCCCGGACACGUCAGGGAAUCAAAGGUUCAUCUCCAGCAUGGAGGCCAUCAAGCAGCAGAUGGCCAGGGAGAACAUCAACUUUGUACGCUUCGAGGCCACCGACCUGCACGGGGUCUCCAGAUCCAAGACCGUGCCCGUCCGCUUCUUCCAUGAAAAGGCGGUGUACGGCAUCCCCAUGCCGAGGAGCUACCUGGAGCUGACGCUGAGUCCGAAGAGCAACGAGGUAGACCACGCCAACGCCGCCAACUUCAGCAGCGACAUCCUCCUGAUUCCGGACCUGUCCACCUUCCGGAUCCUCCCGUGGGCCGAGCAGACGGCGAGGGUCAUCUGCGACCCGUGCACGGUGACGGGCGCUCCCCUGCGGACGUCCCCUCGCCUCCUGGCCAAGCAGCUCCUGAGCCAGCUCCAGAGCCUGGGCUUCUCCUUGCACUCCUCCUUCACCUACGAGUGUUGCGUGCUGGGGGCGCCCGACCGCAUGGGGCCCAAGACGCUGCUGUUUCCCGCCACCACCCUGCUGGGUAAUCACGACUUGCCCUUCUUCCAGCAGCUGGUGGACGGCAUGUACUGCAUGGGCGCCGACGUGGACAGCAUGGCCUCGGCCAGUGGGCCGGGCCAGAUGGAGAUCAACCUGAGGCCCGAAUUCGGCAUCGCGGCGGCCGACAGCGCCUUCACCUUCCGCACCGGCAUCAAGGAGAUGGCCCGCAAACACAGCUACAUUGCGAGCUUCUUCACGGACGACGGCCUCUACAACGCCGGCGUGCUCUCCCACAGCCUGUGGGACGCCAACGGGCGGCGGAGUCUGUUCCAAAGCGGCGAGAAGGCGGCGGCGGGUGAGCUGUCCGACAUCGGCCGCAAGUGGCUGGCCGGGCUCCUGACGCACUCGGCCGCCCUCAGCUGCCUCAUGUCGCCGGGUCUCGGUUGCCGCAGCCACAUGGCCAAGGCCGUCAAGGACCCCAAGCGGACGCUGUACGCCACCUACGGCUGCAACGACAACAGCAGCUCCUUCAACGUCAAGUCCCACGGAGGCCGCGAGACCCACAUCGACAACAAGCUGGGCUCGGCCAUGGCCAACCCCUACGUGGUUCUGGCCGCCACCGCCGCCGCCGGAUUGGACGGCAUCCGCCGCAACCUGAGCAUCGAGGGCGGCGUGCGCAAGGCGCCCGCUCAGCAGAAGGAAUUUGCCAUCGCCGUCAAGCUGGACGACGCCCUGGAGGCGCUGGCCGAGGACCACGUCAUCCGCGGCGCCUUGGGCGAGCCCUUUGUCCAGUACUUCAUCGCCAUGAAGAAGUUUGAAAUUGAGACCCAGGAACUGGACGACGAGAGGAACAAGUGCCUGGAAUACUUUAUCUAG